Messenger RNA from Dendrobium catenatum, 1084 nucleotides. Its product is annotated as ras-related protein RIC2. The record is from RefSeq and is a predicted model, not a curated record. Gene Ontology annotation, molecular function: GTPase activity; GTP binding. The transcript is spliced from 2 exons. NCBI's taxonomy places the organism in Eukaryota, Viridiplantae, Streptophyta, Magnoliopsida, Asparagales, Orchidaceae. The coding region runs from base 166 to 816 and encodes 216 amino acids. Gene Ontology annotation, cellular component: endosome.
AUAUCAGCCUCGCCUAAAAAACAAAAAAUCAUUCAAAAAGGGGACGGAAGCGCUGCGCGCGAGAUAUAGAAUCCCGAGGGAACGCCUCUUCUCGUUCCUCUCGGCCUUCCCAUUAGGGCUUUUGGUUUCUGGUCUCGGAGAAAUCUCAGAGGCGGAGGAGAGAGGAUGGCGAGUUAUCGAGCGGAGGACGACUACGACUACUUGUUUAAGCUGGUGCUGAUCGGUGAUUCCGGUGUGGGCAAGUCGAAUCUUCUGUCGAGGUUCACGAGAAAUGAGUUCAACCUCGAAUCGAAGUCUACCAUCGGGGUGGAGUUCGCCACCAAGAGCUUGAAUGUCGACGGCAAGAUUAUUAAGGCUCAAAUUUGGGACACCGCCGGUCAGGAGAGGUAUCGUGCCAUCACAAGUGCUUAUUAUCGCGGAGCUGUGGGUGCAUUACUCGUGUUCGAUGUCACCCGUCGUGCUACAUUUGAGAAUAUCGAACGUUGGCUAAGGGAGCUAAGGGAGCACACAGAUCCAAACAUUGUUGUUAUGCUGGUUGGGAACAAGUCCGACCUUCGUCAUCUUGUCGCUGUAUCAACUGAUGAUGGCAAAGCAUUGGCAGAGAGGGAAUCCUUGUUUUUCAUGGAAACCUCUGCUCUCGAGUCCACCAAUGUCGAGAAUGCCUUUUCUGAGGUUUUGACUCAAAUCUACCGAAUUGUUAGUAGGAGAGCCGUCGAAGCCGGCGAAGAUGGAGCUUCUGCUAUUCCGAGCAAAGGUGAGAGAAUUGAUAUAAAUGAUGAUUCUUCUAAAAAGAGGUUUGGCUGUUGCUCUAAUUAGAGGUUGAAACAGAACAGAUGAAGAUUUGCAGGUCACAGUAAGUAUCUAAUUAGGAAAACAAUAGAUACUUCCGUUUCAUUACAUUAUUUAUUUCAUCUGGCUAGAAAUCUAUAGAUGCAGAUUCAUAUAUUGAUAGACUAAUAUUGAAGGCCUGCUAUAUUUUGAAAUUUGGCCUAUUAAGUAUCUUUUUUUUAAGGAAAUUACUUGUUCGAGCCAGAUGAGGAUGAAGCAUAUUUUAAUUUGAUUUUUUUAUGUUUUUUAUUUUUUA